Micropterus dolomieu (smallmouth bass) is the source of this 1559-nucleotide messenger RNA. It is a transcript of the gene c1d, whose product is annotated as C1D nuclear receptor corepressor. NCBI's taxonomy places the organism in Eukaryota, Metazoa, Chordata, Actinopteri, Centrarchiformes, Centrarchidae. The record is from RefSeq and is a predicted model, not a curated record. Gene Ontology annotation, biological process: regulation of gene expression; maturation of 5.8S rRNA. The transcript has 6 exons. Gene Ontology annotation, molecular function: RNA binding; DNA binding. Gene Ontology annotation, cellular component: nucleolus; exosome (RNase complex). Bases 241 to 708 code for a protein of 155 amino acids.
GCCAGCAGCACUGACGCCCCAGGUUACCAUAGUAACAUGAACACUUGCGCUGCCUUCACGUUACCAUGCUGUCCUGCGCUUUGUUGUUGUUUUUGAUGAUAAAGCUGUAAAGACACGCAGUGCUAUAGGCAGCUGGAUACCACGCUUUUCCAAACGGCAGGCGACAGUAGAGUGCAGAAGAAGACGUGGUUUAAAACGUCACUUCCUGUUGGCUAAAGCGUGUUGCGUGCUAAAAGGAAAAUGGCGGGGGACAGCAGAACUGAGGACUACCCUCACGAGAUAGACGAACAGCUCACAGGCUUCGACUCCUCCGUUUCUUCUGUUAACACCAUGCUGGAGAAGCUGAUGUCGAUGCCCAGAAACGAGCUGCUGCAAAAGCUGGACCCUUUGGAUCAAGCCAAGCUGGAUCUGAUGUCUGCCUACACGCUGAAUUCAUUAUUCUGGAUGUACUUGGUUACACAAGGACUAAAUCCCAGAGAACAUGGAAUCAAACAGGAAUUGGAGCGAAUAAGGACGUACAUGAACAAAGUGAAAGAGAUCACAGACAAGAAGAAAUCUGCCCGUCUGAAUAAGGGAGCUGCUGCACGCUUUGUCAGGAAUGCCCUCUAUGAUCCAGACGAAAGAAAUUCUGGUAAAAAAGCGGCAACUAAGAAAGCAGCAGACUCAAAACCUGACACCCCGCAGUCAAAGCGUCCAAAGCAGAGCUGAAGUAAAGGACCAGCUCUACAAUUUGGUCCCACUACAUUUUCUACCACUUUUUGCUCACAAGACAACAAAUCGACUUCUCUGGUUGUGUUUACGGGACAUCAUACAAGACAACAUGAGACAUGCAACAAAGUAAAUACUAAUGUUUACUGUUGCUCACCAGUCACAUUAUGCUCGACUGCUGCAAUUUGCAAAUGUUGCUGGAUGUACUAGAAACACAAGACUAAUUGCCAUCUACGACACACCGUCCCAGGUUUUGCUGAACAUAUUUUUGGACACUGAUGGUGGCAACUGCUCCAGAAUUUAAAAGAUCCAAUGUUGUAAUGUUUUUUUGUUACAUCAUUGAGUUGUUGCAAAAUUCUGCAGGGCUCCAUAACCAUGAAAAAAAAAGUCAUUUAGAGAAGUGAGAAAAUUAUUAAUUGGGUCCAUCCAAGUAAUGAAAGAUGUCAUUUAAGAUUGUAUGGGUCCUUCUUUUAGAUCAAUGAGACACAUUAGUUUCUCUCUAUUUUGAAAGUGAUUCUAUGAAUCGUAAAUCAUUUUUUGCAGUUUGGAUGUUUUUAUUUACAUGACAUGCCAAACAUUGUAUUGGUAACGUGAUGAUGUAUUGCUUUCAUAAUUGACUGCAUAAAAAUACUCACCAAAAAAUGUUUGAGUUAUUCUGUUUUUUUUGUUGUUGUUUUUUUUACUGUUAUACAAUAUAUUGUGCCUGAAACAGACUGGUAAUUGAAUUCUUAUGUAAAACUGUGCAAAGUAAACUUCCAACUUUCCUCAGUAGGACUUUUUCACAUUUUGACAAAUCACAGUGGGAAAAGCACAUGUGUAAGUAAUAAAAAUAAACAGAUGGCUGAAUUCCA